CCUCGGGGGAGGAGAAAGCUUCUUGACAUUUUAUCUCCCUCAUCCCGCAGGUAUUAUUCCCUGGAACGCCACUCCGGGAAAAGCUUGUGGGGCCACACUGGGAGACAUCUGUAACACCAGCGAGUUCUACCUCUCCUACCACCUCUACAUCGUCGCGUUCGCCGGCGCCGGAGCCACCGUCAUCGCACUGAUCCACUACCUGAUGAUUUUGGGCGCUAACUGGGCCUACCUGAAGAGCGCCGUGUCCACGCACGACUACCAGGACAUCAAGACCAAGGACGACCAGGACCUGGAGGCGGAGGCGCGCUCCAAGGAGGGCCAGAACUCCUCCUCCUACUCAUAAGGAGGACAGCUCCUCACCGCGUCCUCUCCACACCUCCACACCCCCACCCCGCGACACCCGACCCCUCCCUCUGUUAAAACAAACCACCUCGGCCAUGUUUGAUAGUCCCCCGAGCCCCUCCUGGUCCCCCACCCUCCUCCCUUCCCCAUCGAAAGGAGCAGGGUGGAGAGUGAGGAGCGGCGGCUGGAGGCAGAUGCUUCAGAACGGGAGAGCUCGCCCGCCGGGUGCUCGCUCAGGUCCGGAGCGUCCGUUCAGAAGCGUCUCCCCCCCCGAGCGUUAGGGCGGCGGCUCGUGAACGUGGCCCCGGCUGUGAUGGCCUCGCGCUAGGAGCCAAAAAACAGCUCCGUAUAAAAAAAAAACAUUGUUCACUGUCGUCAGGCAGCGACCAAAUUCCUCCUUUUUUGGUGUUUUAUAUGCAUAUAUAUAUGAAUAUAUUGUGCGAAUGUGUACGAAUGUUGUUGUUUUUUUUAAUACUCUCUGAGAAGUAUGCCAGGUACUCUUUUCUUCUUCUUUAUGUUUUCGCGGCCACUGUUUUUCUUUCUUCUCCAUUUUAGACUUUUUAUUUCUAAUGCUCGAUACGUUGUUGCACUAUUAUUACGAAACAAAAAAUAAAGGGAGGACGAUAACCCCUUAACAACCCCCCUCUGUCUCAUAGAAACAUCUAAUGUGAGAUCUCAAGGAUUACUGAGCAUUUACAUUACAAAAGCUUAUUAUUCUGCCAUGGUUAUUAUCAGUUAUUAAGACCAGAGGUGGAGCAACUUCUUAUUUGAGGGAACUUUUGCGUAUUUUCUUGCCAAGAGUUAGAUUGUAUCGUCUUACUCUCUGCAAGAAAGUAAAUGAAAGUCUUAAGCUACACUUAUCACCAGCGGCAACAAAUCAAAGAUAAAUGGUAUUUGAACACAAAACAGACACACACCUCAGGUAUCAAACCAAAUCUGAUUUUAGCCACUUUUGUUCUUUUGACGCUAAACGGAAUCUACCGGAUUGGUACGCUGUCCUGUGACAAUUAUAACUUUUUUUUGCAAAUUUCUCCUUUUGUGAAUGAAAUCCACCUGUAAAUAGCUAAACCCUUAAAAAAAUGUACACUUUCCUUAAAAUAAGAAGAACAGUGUUUCGCCAUGCUCUUCUAUUCUUUUUUCCACAGAUAUAUGUAAAUGUACCCUUUGGGAUAUGUGUUUAGCACUCAAAUACUAGUUCUGCAUUUGAUAUAAAUACUAAUUGUUACGUGGUGAGAGGGAUGCAGUACAGUUAAGAUAUGACACGAUGGAUUGAGGUGCUUGUGACGUACACAUUUUUAAAUGUAAAGAAAAAAUAAAUAUGGAAGGUU
Notothenia coriiceps (black rockcod) is the source of this 1670-nucleotide messenger RNA. RefSeq names its product neuronal membrane glycoprotein M6-b-like. The transcript has 3 exons. Gene Ontology annotation, molecular function: structural constituent of myelin sheath. NCBI's taxonomy places the organism in Eukaryota, Metazoa, Chordata, Actinopteri, Perciformes, Nototheniidae. Gene Ontology annotation, biological process: axon development; central nervous system myelination. Gene Ontology annotation, cellular component: myelin sheath; plasma membrane. The annotation marks the transcript as partial. The record is from RefSeq and is a predicted model, not a curated record.